UCCUGCCCGCCGCAGCCCGCGCUCGGCCGGCCCGCACGGCCCGCCCGGGAGCGCCCGGGAGCGGGAACCCGGCGCCGCGCCCGCCGAGCCGCCCCUGCCCGGCCGCGCCGCGUCCAGCCUCGGGACAAUGGGACCGCGGCGGCUGCUGCUCGUGGCCGCGGGGCUCAGCCUGUGCGGCCCGCUGCUGGGUGCCCGCGUUCGAAACCGCAAGCCAGAGUCAACAAAGCCCCUUGCAACUCUUGAUCCCCGCUCGUUUAUAUUCCGGAAUUCUGAAGAUCAAUUUGAAUCUAUCCCACUGGAUGCCUAUGAGGAGAAAAAUGAAAGCAGGUUCCCAGCCAGAACGAGCUUCAACAUAAGCAGUGCUCUCGGGAAAGAGCCAGCUCCCUUCAUCUCCAAUGCCGCCUCGGGGUACCUCACCAGCACCUGGCUGACGCGCUUCAUCCCCUCCGUCUAUACUGGCGUGUUUGUCAUCAGCCUCCCUCUGAAUGUCAUGGCCAUCGUGGUGUUUGUCCUGAAAAUGAAGGUCCAGAAGCCCGCAGUGGUGUACAUGCUACACCUGGCCACGGCUGACGUGCUCUUUGUGUGUGUGCUGCCCUUCAAGAUAAGCUACUACUUUUCGGGAAGUGAUUGGAAGUUCGGGUCCGAGAUGUGCCGCUUCGUCACGGCCGCCUUCUACUGCAACAUGUACGCCUCCAUCCUGCUCAUGACUGUCAUCAGCAUCGACCGCUUUCUGGCCGUGGUGUACCCCAUGCAGUCCCUCUCCUGGCGCACGCUGGGCAGGGCUUCCUUCACCUGCGUGGCCAUCUGGGCCGUGGCUGUGGCCGGGGUGGUGCCGCUGCUCCUCAAGGAACAGACUCUCAAAGUCCCGGGACUCAACAUCACCACCUGCCACGAUGUGCUCAGCGAGUCUGUGCUCGAGGGCUAUUACACCUAUUACUUCUCUGCCUUCUCCGCUAUCUUCUUUUUUGUGCCGCUGAUCAUUUCCUCCGUCUGUUACGUGUCUAUCAUUCGCUGCCUGAGCUCUUCCACGGUUCCCAACCGGACCAAGAAGUCCCGCGCCUUGUUCUUGUCAGCUGCUGUCUUCUGCAUCUUCAUCGUCUGCUUUGGACCCACCAACAUCCUCCUGAUUCUGCAUUACUCCUUUUUCUCUCUGCAUGCCACCGCGGAGACUGCCUACUUCGCCUACCUUUUGUGUGUCUGUGUUAGCAGCAUCAGCUGUUGCAUUGAUCCCUUGGUUUACUAUUAUGCUUCCUCCGAUUGCCAGAGGUACCUCUACAGUAUCUUGUGCUGCAAAGAAAGUUCUGACCCUAGCAGUUACAACAGCAGCGGUCAGCUGAUGGCUAGUAAGAUGGAUACCUGCUCUAGUAACCUGAAUAACAGCAUUUAUAAGAAGCUGUUAACUUAGGAAAUGACUCUGCUGGUGAGUUAGAAAGAGGAGACUGUGGGGGGAGAAAUGAAUUAUGAAGAUCCUGCUAGUCUCUGCCAAAAAAGUAUUUGCUUCACCACCUAUAACAGCAAAUAUAUGUCAUGCAUGCCUCCAAUAAGCAUAUAUAUAUUCAUUGGUUAUAAGAAAACAUAGCAGCUAUAGAAAGCAGAGAGGAUUGUCAGUGCCACCAUAAUAACUCAUACCAUUUCUGAUAUACGUAGUUGCUUAUUUUCUACAUAAAUGUGAUGUAUAAAUAGGUGUAUGUAUACCCUUGAAUUGUUCACAUUGCGGUUUAGACCAGGCACUUUGCCACCCUCUUAUUUGCCCGCACCGUUGUAGGAAAAAACUCUGAUUCUUUGAUUUCAUACAGAGUUUAAGUUGGUGAAGUUUAAUAUCUGAAAACGCUAAUCAGUAGGGAGGGAUUCUGUAGCUUGGACUCAUAUAGCUUCUGCAAAUAUAUGUAUUUUGAAAACCUUCAGUGGCAGUGUUUAAGUUAUUGAGGGAGAAGACAAUAUUCUUUGCAGAAAAACAUGAUUUUUUCAUUUUAAAUAUAUCAGUGAUUGAGUUCUUGAAAUUAUGGAAACAGGAUAUGGAGAGCAAUUUUUGCUGUUUUACACGGUGUAUAUAUAGAACAAAGCAUCCAUCUCAUGGGGGACCUUAGGUUGACUUUCCUAGUAAAUCGCCCCUGGAAGAAAGACUCCAAGCAAGGGGCCCAAGGCAGGGCCGUGUGGGACCCCUGCACUGGAGCCUCCCAGUGAGCAGGGCAUCUGCACCCCCACAGCAACUUAUUCCUCCUGGGGGAGCCCCUCAGGAGCUGACUCUGAAUGGAUGAUGCUUUUUAGAACUUGGCGAGACAGGCGGCAGUUUCCCAGAAGAUGGCAAAUACAGAAAGAUCCAACUUGAAUGACUGUAAAAUGACCCACUUUUCAGACUGGAAAAGUGUUUCAUUUCCAGCAGUUUUCCUUCUCAUGGACACAUCCAGACCUGCCACGUGCUUUCUUGCUCCCUUGAAGGCCCACCCUCAUCAGAAUAUUCCUCAUCUUCACUGGGCAUGGAAUAAGGUGCAGAGCUGCCCUCAUGAAGAACAGAGUACACUGGGACACAGAGGGUGAGAUUAGUACAAUAAAUAUAAUAUAAAAAAUGUUUUUAGUCAGAUGUCCACAUGCAUAUUUCAGACCUCUUGGCCUGACUGUUGACAAUUUUGAACAUGUGGGUUACUGAUUCCUGUGGUUUUAACCAGAGAAGAAAACAUAAUUUAAAAACUAUAUCUAAAAUUUAGCCAGGGGCCAGAGCAGUGGUACAGUGGGUAGGGCAUUUUCCUUGCAUGCAGCCCACCCAGGUUUCCCCCUGGCAUCCCAUAUGCUCCCCCAAGCACCACCGGGAGUAAUUCCUAAGUGUAGAGCCAGGACUAACCCCUAAGCAUUGCCAGAUAUGACCCCGCCCAAAAAAAGCCAUAAAAUUUAGUCAUUCCACCUAUAUUUAGUGAAUGCUAUUCAAUUAUAAAUGGUUAUUAGUGGUUUGAGGAUCACUCAAAUGAGGAUUUUUUUUAAAUCAAUUAUGUCAAUCUGAUUAAAAGUAGACUGUAGCACUGUCCUCCUGUUGUUCAUCAAUUUGCCCUGAUUAAAAGUAUUAGUAGAAAAUUGAAUUUGAAAUCUAUAAAAAUUAUCCUAUAGUUUGGCUAGGUAUAGUGGUAAAGUGACUUGCCUUGCAUGUGACUGUCCCUGGUUAGAUCUCUGGCACUGUAUAUGGUCUCCCAGCAGUACCAAGGGGCAGUCGCUCCAGGGCAUGGCUAGGUGUGGUCCAAACCCUGCCCCCACCAAAAAAAAAAAAGUAAGAAAAUUACUUUAUACUUUUUAUUCAGCUUUCUUAAGAAUUAUGAGAUAAUUUGAAGAACAUUUUUUAACCCAAGACAGUAUCCUCAUGUAUUUAACAAAUAAUUUGAAAACUAGAUGGACAAUGUAGAGAGCUUAAGGUGCUUGCCUUCUGCAUACCUGUCACUGGUUCAUCUUGAGCAUCACGUAUCGUUCCCGGUGCCUCACCAAGAGUGAUUUCUGAGCUGAGAGCCAGGAGUAAGCCCUGAGCACCAUUGUGGGUGUCCUAACCUGCCCAACCCCUUCCCCAAAUAACAAAAAGGGGAAAAAAUAAAAUUAGAUUGAAAUAAAUCGUUUUAAACACACACAAACUAGUAAAAACUUGCAAGGCAAAUAUUUAUUUAAAAGAGCAAACUAUUUCCAGCUACCAUAAAAUAAUUUACAUAUAAGUAUGAAUCAUAAGUAGGACUUAGCUUUGAUUUUAAAAAAAUUUGGGGACUGGAGUGAUAGCACAGCAGGUAGGGCGUUUGCCUUGCAAUGCAGCCCAACCAAUUCCCAGCAUCCCAUAUGGUCCCCUAAGCACCGCCAGGAGCAAUUCCUGCGUGCAGAGUAACCCCUGUGCAUCACCAGUGUGACCCAAAAAGAAAAAAAAAUUACACUUCACUUUAUCCAACUCUGGAGAUUUAUUGUUAUUAUUUAGUUCUCCGUGUUAAAAUACCUCUAACUUAAUAUGACUAUUACUACUGUACUGUCAGUCUGUACCUAUAAAAUACAAUGUCACUGUUUUUAUGAAAUGUAUGUAACUUGUAUUAAUAAACAUGAAAGA
Messenger RNA from Sorex fumeus (smoky shrew), 4063 nucleotides. It is a transcript of the gene F2R, whose product is annotated as coagulation factor II thrombin receptor. The record is from RefSeq and is a predicted model, not a curated record. Bases 128 to 1405 code for a protein of 425 amino acids. Gene Ontology annotation, molecular function: thrombin-activated receptor activity. Gene Ontology annotation, cellular component: membrane. Lineage: Eukaryota; Metazoa; Chordata; Mammalia; Eulipotyphla; Soricidae. The transcript is spliced from 2 exons. Gene Ontology annotation, biological process: phospholipase C-activating G protein-coupled receptor signaling pathway; blood coagulation; positive regulation of Rho protein signal transduction.